AUUAACAUUUUUCAAGUUGUAGGAUAAUAUUUUAACAAAGGACAAAUAAAGAUGGGCGGUAUUCAUCUACCAACGACUACUGUUAGUUUGGGGAAUGCAGUAAAUAGCAUCGCAAGCGAUGACAACAGUAAUGGACUAUCUAAAGCGAUGGAGAGUGAGUUAUUGGACAAACUGAAUGAUGAAAUAGAAAAGGCUGUCACACCUGUGUCGGUUUUUGUUGGAAUUGAAGUAUUUCUUGGAUUUUUCGGCAAUUUAUUUGUACUGUACGUGUUCAUAAAGCGUUACCAUCACUGUAACUUUCGGUACUUCGUGCUGUGCUUGGCUGUUUUGGACUUAAUUAGCACGCUGACCACGAUGCCUGGGGAUAUUCUCACGCAGCAAUACUGGUACAAAUUCCCGUCCCCAGUCGCCUGCAAGGUCAAGUCCUUUCUCAACAUGUUCACGGUGUCAGGAGAGGCCCUAUGUCUGUGCACCAUCGCCGUCGACCGCUACCGGAAGGUCUGUGCGCCAUUAGGAUGGCAGAUCAGGCCUCGCCUGGCCAGUAUCAUGUGCGGCGUCAUCUACUGCGUUGCAUUUGUCAUUUCAUUCCCGGUCUGGUUUCUCUGGGGAAUACACCAUGACGUAAUGAUAUACAACGAAAGAAACAUUACUGUCAGCAUUUGUGAAAGGGAUGCUGACUUUGUAGACAGUAGACACCCGUUUGUAUUCACUACAACAGUGGGGGUCCUGUUUGGGAUAUGCCUGGUGGCCAUGCUCGUUCUUUAUAUACUUGUAGCAAAGAAACUCAUCUUAGGUCGCCCGUUGGCUAAAAUGGGCCAAAACUCGAGUCAUCUAAUGGUCAGCAAGUCGCUGACGUCCAAAACAAUAUCAAACCGAAAGCCCGAGAUAAGCGCCGGUGGUGCCGUCACUUUAUCGGACGGACCGACAAAAAAACAAAUAUCUCUUAAUGAGUUAAGCAAAACGGAAAUGAGGUCUCUGGAUUAUGAGAGCGAAACGGUUAAUACCGAUGACGUUUGUGUCACGGACGCCGAAACUACAUACGACGGUUAGACGGUAAAAGAAUGUCACAAACAACAGGUACGGCGUAGACGUCGAGGAAAAGCAAAUGGUGUUCGCCGGAAAACGUACAUUAUGUUCGUUCUGACAAUGAUAUUUAUUGUCACAACAAUUCUGUAUUUGACAUUAUUAGCGUUUAUUACAGGAGGUAUUUUGAUCAGUUUAAAUGACUCUGAGAAGGCCGUGUAUUUCUUCUUCUUCAGACUUGUGUUCAUAAACCAUGCUAUCAACCCUUUCGUUUACGGCUGUCUUGACCCUCAAUUCAAACAAAUGUUAGGAGAUAUUAAAAAUCUGCUGAAGAUGCCAAGGAAAUGGUGAAUAAACUAUGUACGUGCAGAUUUUUGCCGUAGGAAAUCAUGUUCUGCACAAUCUAUUCACCGCAAAUACAAGCGGUUUGCACUCAGUUGUAGGCAUGUAGGGCGUUUUGUGGUCUUUCCGUUAAUUUUAAAUUUAAACAGAGCGUUCAAUAAGGCAAUUCUGUUUGUCUAGCCAAUACAAGGACACUUCAGUAUUUAACUUAACAAUAUAUUGUGAUUUGCUUUAUUUGAUGUGAUCCUCUAACAUCGUGAUAAGAAACAGAAAUAGAACGGCUAUUUCCGAAGUAAACUGGGGCAAAUCCAGAAUUAUUGACUGCUGUGUAUGAUGUUUGUUAGGAUUUCUGCAAACAUUCACUUUACAUUUAUAGGUGUUUAACAAUGUUACCGUCAUACUAUUGUCAUUAUCUGUCAUCAGUUGCUGAUAUAUCAUUGCUGUUUUUGCUUGUUGUUUUAGCAAAAGAUCUGGAAGAAGACAUGAACACUGCUUUAAAUAUUUCAAUAUAUGUGUUUUACAUUGAUAAAAUACAAUCAAUUCGAUAAUUUACAAUAAUAAUAAA
Messenger RNA from Mya arenaria, 1930 nucleotides. RefSeq names its product nematocin receptor 2-like. Gene Ontology annotation, molecular function: neuropeptide receptor activity. Gene Ontology annotation, cellular component: membrane. The record is from RefSeq and is a predicted model, not a curated record. The coding region runs from base 52 to 1050 and encodes 332 amino acids. Gene Ontology annotation, biological process: neuropeptide signaling pathway. NCBI's taxonomy places the organism in Eukaryota, Metazoa, Mollusca, Bivalvia, Myida, Myidae. The transcript has a single exon.